Messenger RNA from Monoraphidium neglectum, 312 nucleotides. Its product is annotated as Histone H4. The transcript has 2 exons. The record is from RefSeq and is a predicted model, not a curated record. Lineage: Eukaryota; Viridiplantae; Chlorophyta; Chlorophyceae; Sphaeropleales; Selenastraceae. Gene Ontology annotation, molecular function: structural constituent of chromatin; DNA binding; protein heterodimerization activity. The coding region runs from base 1 to 312 and encodes 103 amino acids. Gene Ontology annotation, biological process: nucleosome assembly. Gene Ontology annotation, cellular component: nucleosome.
AUGUCUGGACGCGGCAAGGGCGGCAAGGGCCUCGGCAAGGGUGGCGCCAAGCGCCACCGCAAGGUGCUGCGCGACAACAUCCAGGGCAUCACCAAGCCCGCCAUCCGCCGCCUGGCCCGCAGGGGCGGUGUCAAGCGCAUCAGCGGCCUCAUCUACGAGGAGACCCGUGGCGUGCUCAAGGUGUUCCUUGAAAACGUGGUGCGCGACGCCGUGACCUACACCGAGCACGCGCGCCGCAAGACCGUGACGGCCAUGGACGUCGUCUACGCGCUCAAGCGUCAGGGCCGCACCCUCUACGGCUUCGGUGGUUAA